AUGAGGAAGGUGAAGGGUAAUUUGAUUGAAAGCAUGAAAGCAAGGAGCUCAGAGAAUGGAAACUAUAGGACUAUAUCUUUCAAGAUACUUUGCAGCCAUACUCCUUCUUCUGAUGGUUACUCCAAGUUUGGCCUUUUGUUGCUCUCUCGUUUCUCAGAACAGUUCAUAGUGACUACUCCAGCGGAAUCAAUCUUGGCUCCAUUAGGUGGAGUAGUUGAGCUCAGCUGCCAGCUAUCCCCACCACAGAGUGCAGAACACAUGGAGGUGCGCUGGUUCCGGGAUCGUUACACACAGCCUGUUCACCUGUACAGGAAUGGUAAAGAUGUGUAUGGAGAAACGAUCUCCGAAUAUGUGGAGCGAACAGAGUUCCUGAAAGAAGCCAUUGGAGAGGGUAAAGUGACUCUCAGGAUCCUUAAAGUCAGUGUAGAUGAUGAUGGGCAAUACCAUUGCUUCUUCAAGAAUGGCAAUUUCUAUGAUGAAACUAUCAUAGAACUGAAGGUGACAGCUACAAACUUAGAUAUACAGAUUGUUGUGCAUCCUCCUAAUAUCAAAGGGGUAUUGGUGGAAUGUAAUUCAGAAGGCUGGUUCCCACAGCCUCUGAUGAGUUGGAGAAACAACAGAGGAGAGAUAAUGCCAUCUGUAUUCACAUCCUACUCGAUGGAUAGUGCCAAAUUGUUCAGCAUGAAGAUGACCCUCCUCCUUAAAGAUAAAUCUUAUAGAAAUGUCACGUGUUGUCUUCAAAACCCAUUAACUGGUCAAGAGGAAAGAGUCAGCAUUGUCCUGUCAGUCCCUAUUUCUGAUCCACAUUUCCAGUUGGAUACUAUGUGGUUGGAAGAUAUGACUGUGGUCAUGAGUGUGCUGAUCAUCUUCAUCAUCAUGCUCAUUUCUUCUGUUUACCUCAGAUUGAGAGAAAAAUCAGAGCUUAGUCGUAUCAGUCCUCCAGUUACUUAA
Molecule: messenger RNA, 951 nt
Organism: Chrysochloris asiatica (Cape golden mole)
Lineage: Eukaryota; Metazoa; Chordata; Mammalia; Afrosoricida; Chrysochloridae
Product: selection and upkeep of intraepithelial T-cells protein 2-like
Exons: 6
Coding region: 1-951 (316 amino acids)
Biological process (GO): T cell receptor signaling pathway; regulation of cytokine production
Cellular component (GO): external side of plasma membrane
Molecular function (GO): signaling receptor binding
Source: RefSeq, a predicted model, not a curated record